Messenger RNA from Moneuplotes crassus, 1296 nucleotides. Lineage: Eukaryota; Ciliophora; Spirotrichea; Euplotida; Euplotidae. The record is from the annotation of a GenBank genome assembly.
CAGUGAAAAUAGUAAUAAUUUAGGAUGAUCCAACAAAUCACCAGUCUAAUCCUCAGAUGUACUAACAACAUGACUCUCUCGAUGGAAUCAGAAAACAAGAAAUCAGGAGAAGAUCAUAAAUAUUUGAACCUACUAGAAGAGAAGGUCAACCAAAUGACAGCAACUAUGGACGCAUUAAAAGAAGAAGAGAAUCCUAGUUAUGAAGAACUUAAGGUUGAGGCUAUUGGCAAUUUCAAACAACUGUUAGAAAAUCACCAGUUUAAGAGUUUUUGAGUCAAGAAUUACCUUCGAUUGAUUUCAGAUUUCCUCAAUAUUAAUAGUGAUGACCUUGAUAUGAUAUUAGAAAGAUGAAACGACAUUAUUGAAGAGGAAAAUAAAGAAGAUUUGAUUAAUGAAUCACAAUACGUAAAUUUUGAUUCUGAUCAACUCCUUGAAGAAAUUAAGCAUAAAGAGGCUGCUCUCGAACAACUAGAAUAUAAAUAUAGCCAGUUCAAACACAAAGUGAUGGAGUUUCUGAACCCUUCAACACUUGUAGGACUCGACCAAGCAUGUCAUCUGUUUCAGACAAAAAGCUCUAAAAUAAAAGAAGACCAAACUCUAAUUCUUGAUUUCACUGAAGAAAACGACAUUGAAUUCACUCAAGAAUUGCAAAGCUAUAUUUUACCAAAUUUAGUAAAUUUUCAAGUGAAAAGAAUAGCGAAAGACUUAACUAUUUUUAAAGAUUUCAUAUUAUCCUCAUUUCCUAAAUAUGUGACCAGUUGACAUUUAAAUUAUAAUGGAGGUCUAAUAAAUUCUGGAAACAUUUUGGACAUUAUUUUGUCAAUAAGCCAGAAUGUAUCUGAAUCAUUAUGUCUCUAUUGAUUUAAUAUUAAUCAAAUAGAACUUAAAAGAAUCUUUCAAAUAACAAGACAGAAGAAAAAGACUUUAGCGUUUUUUCGCUGUAAUAUUGACUUGAAUUCAGUGCCUGAUCUGGAAAAUGCUCUUCAUGGAUCUAUCAUCCGGGAUCUUCAUUUUGAAAAUUGAGCUAAUUCAAAAUAUGGCGAUUGGAAGAGUCACCCGGAAAGAUUUAAGCAUCUGAUCAUAGGGUUGUCCAAAAGCAAAGAUUUUGUAAAUAGUUUUGAAACUAUUUACUUAAAUAAUUGAGGGCUUAGCUCAGAAACCAUCAUUCAGACUCUUGAUGAAAAUGGCUUUACAAAAGUUGAACCCUAUGAUGAUACUCAGAAAAAGGAAGGAUCUUUAAGGAAUCAAUAACUAUUAAUUUGUUUAAUUUCUAAACCUAGGAUCAACCAUCCAGAA